Messenger RNA from Calliphora vicina (urban bluebottle blowfly), 1184 nucleotides. RefSeq names its product NADH dehydrogenase (ubiquinone) complex I, assembly factor 6 homolog sicily (gene sicily). The transcript is spliced from 6 exons. The coding region runs from base 53 to 1012 and encodes 319 amino acids. Gene Ontology annotation, biological process: biosynthetic process; mitochondrial respiratory chain complex I assembly. Lineage: Eukaryota; Metazoa; Arthropoda; Insecta; Diptera; Calliphoridae. Gene Ontology annotation, cellular component: mitochondrion. The record is from RefSeq and is a predicted model, not a curated record.
UCAAAUGUAAACAAAACUUGUAUUAACAAUUCUUCCUGUAAAUUUAACGAAAAUGAAACGUUUUUAUAGUAAUUUAAAUCUAAUUUGUGUAAGAAAUUUACCAGCAAUUAGGCAUCAACAACAGCGGCAGCAACAUGACAAACAAACGCCACAAAAUAAUCAAUUAUUUGGUGUUAAAUACUGUAUGAAUUUAGUGGAGAAAAACGAUUAUGAAAACUAUUUGUGCACUUUGCUAUUGGCUAAAGAACAGAGAAGGCAUGCCUUUGCUUUGAGGGCUUUCAAUGUGGAAGUGGCCAAAUGUUCAACAAAUGUCUCAGAGGAAGCUAUAGCAAAAAUGCGUUUAAAAUUUUGGUUUGAUUCAAUAGAUAAAUGUUAUGACAACCAGAAAUCCUAUGUGGCCGAUCAGCCAGUGCUAAGGGAGUUGAAAAAUACCAUUGACUCCCACAAACUAAAUAAAUUAUAUUUAAAACGUUUAGUUAAUGCCCGCGAUCGUUCUCCCAAUGAGCCUUUCAUUACUCUUAAAGAUUUGGAAACCUAUGCCGAACAGACUUAUUCCUCGUUGUUAUAUUUGUUGAUAGAAUUAACGGGUGUUAAAGAUUUGAAUGUAGAUCAUGUUGCCUCACAUUUGGGUAAAGCUCAGGGUAUUGUUACGCUUUUAAGAGCCAUACCCUAUACAAAACGUAGUCAAGCUUUAAGUAUACCACAAGAAAUACUAAUUAAACAUGGCGUUAGCCAGGAGAGGGUGUUGAGAGCUAAUCCACAAGAUAAAGGAGUAGAGGAGUGUAUAUUUGAGGUGGCCACGGCGGCACAUCAGCAUUUGGAGCAUGCCCGUACUCUGUCCGAUAAACUGCCUAAAGUUGUACGUAAAAUAUUUUUACCCGCUGUGGCGGUGGAACGUUACCUCGAACGCUUAAGAGUUGCAAAUUUUAAUCUAGUCCAUCAAUCCUGUUUACAAAGAGACUCCAUGUUACCUGUGGCUCUGUACAUGCGUAAUUUAAGAGGUAAAUUUUAAAUAUUAUCCAACAUUUCUGGAGGUAUAAAACGAUAAUUUUUGGAGAGCUCACGACAAGCUUCGGCCGUCAGGAAACUUAGAAUAUUAAAAGCUCCGCUAUAAUAAUAUAAGACAAAAAUACAAGAGAUUUAAUAAAAAAAAUUGUUAAGUUUAACUUUAUGCCUAAAAAUCA